GUUAUCUCUCCGCUUACGUUUGAAGGAGGACUGUAUGCCCAAAGUACCUAGUACUGGACCGUAUGCCAGUGCACAGCCUGGUGUGCUAAAGCGCAAUCAAGCAUGUCACCAAUGUCGAAAGAGGAAGCUGGUGAGCGAUGCCAAACGCCCGUGCACCACAUGUGUACGCUCACAUUCGCAUGCUCUCGCCCAUGGUAGGCAAAGUGAAGAAAUUCCACCUUUUCCUAAUUGUACCUAUGAUGAAAGUCUUGAAGAUAGCGGACCGAUCCCAGACUCCCCCCAGAAUAAGUACGAAAGGCUAGAGAAUCGGAUAGCCGAGCUUGAGGCUCUCCUGCGACAACAAGCUGGUCCUACUCCACCUACUUCGCACGAAUCGUCUAGUCCUUCUGAGAGUGGUUUGAUCAUUAGAAGCGGGGAAACGCCAACAUCUUCUGGAGCUGAGAUCCUCAUGGACUCCGGCAGCUUCCCUUCUCCCCUCUCCCGGGGCAUCAUCAGCGAGAAGCUUACGCAGGACGUUGCAGAGCAGUCCUUUUUGUCGAGAGACACUGACGAUUUGACCCCGGAGCUCGGUGUCCUUUGGCCUCAAUGGCCUAAGCGCCUACCUCGUCCUGAUUUACUUAGACAUUUAGUGGAAUCUUUUUUUGCGUAUCAUCCACAUGCUUCAAGGCUCAUUCAUAUGCCCACCUUCAUGAUUUCUCUUUCUCUGCCGCCAAACCAUCCCGACUUCCCCGCAUCACCCCUUCUACAUGCCAUCUGCGCUGUCAGCAGCAUGUACACAGCGGCCGUUACUAGCAAGGAUACGAUAGUCCCCACCGGAGACGACAUUUUUGUACCACCGUCCUGGGCGGGAAGACCGCCAGAGAGCUUCGCCGCGCAACAAGUAGCUCUCGCUAAACAGCUCGCUGAUGACUACGUUCUGACUGGUCGCCAUCUGUUUCAAUGUCUUCAAGCCUACCUUCUGAUCGUAUGGUAUCAUUGGUCUAAUUCAAGAUGGGUUGACCUUUUCAUUUCUUGCGGGUAUUGUAUGCGCGUUGUUGUUCCAUUGGGCUUGAACGUGGACCCUAUUUUUCGGCCCAUCACAGAGACGGCAUCUGCAGCGCUUCUACCACCUGCUCAGUCUGUCAUUGAAGAAGAGCUCAGACGCAAUACAUUCUGGUUGGCAUACGCCAUGGACAGGCAGCAUGGUUGUGCAACUGGAUGGGCAAUGGCACUUGAUGAUGAGGACAUCACACAGCACUUUCCUGUCUCAAAAGAAUAUUUUGAGAGCGGCCACGACAUCCCUUCAGAAAUUCGCCCGUGGUCCCACAUCCGAAGCAGUUUGGUCACCCAUCCACCAGACCAGACGGAUUCUUUUACACUUUACAUAAAAUGUGCUGUCAUCCUGUCGCGGGUGAAGCAGCACAACCAUAGAUUCAGUGCCCGAAGAUUCCGAGGAGAUACGAGCGCAACCCCAGUCGGUACAUAUCUCAUCUUCGACUCACUGGAUCCACGGACUGCACCCGACUUCAUUGAUCUCGAAGAUCUCUUGUACUCCUUCAAAGACUCUUGGCCGAGUCAUCUGAAGGAUCCUUUUGCGAACGGGACAGUUGAUACAUACAUGUUCACUACCGCCCUUAGUUUUCAUGUAGCCUUGAUUUUGUUGCAUGAACCUCACGCUGUUGUUCAGAGUUCCACAUGUAGCUCGGCCGCCAAAUUGCUUGUGGCCGCUCGGGGCAUACUGAGCUCCCUAUACACCUUAUGGUCCUCAACAUUCGACUUCAUGCGCUUGGAUUAUCCUUGCACGUUCUCUUUCUAUCUCGCGGGAAAGAUUCUCUGCAGAUUUCUGAGGGCUGCAAUGGACGCAGGGUCACAGGAACAAGUGGAGGUCCUGACUGCUGAGGUUGAAUUCGUUUGCAUGGUUUUGUACAAAAUGGGCCAGCGAGUGCCGCUUUCUAAUCGAUACUGGCAGAUGCUGCAGUUGGGCAUUGUGAAGAUCUGUGGGCAAGACGUUAAGAUUGACACCCGAGGUUCAGGAGGCUGUGAGAUACCUGGCUUCCCUAUCCCUGUCACCGCAGACGUGCCGGAGCAGGUCCAUAUAGCACAUCAAGCCAUCCCUCCUGGGCCAUCAGACAAUUUUUUCGACUUUGAUUUCAUAUUUAAAACAUAAUCUACCGGUCAGCUAUAGUAGUUGAUCAUGUUCCGUAUUAUAUGUAUACAUGUACUGUACACCUUCGAGCCCAGCACGACGUCCAUGUGCCGCUCGGUCUUAGUAACUACUUGCAAUUGGUUGUCAUUAUUUUGGAAUGAGUCAAGUAUAUGAUGAGCUUACUGUCGACUAUAGGACUCUAUACUGAAUGCUAUUAUUCGGAAUUGCCGACGGCCGCGCCGCACG
Coniophora puteana RWD-64-598 SS2 is the source of this 2371-nucleotide messenger RNA. RefSeq lists its product as uncharacterized. The transcript has 16 exons. Lineage: Eukaryota; Fungi; Basidiomycota; Agaricomycetes; Boletales; Coniophoraceae. Gene Ontology annotation, biological process: regulation of DNA-templated transcription; DNA-templated transcription. The record is from RefSeq and is a predicted model, not a curated record. Gene Ontology annotation, cellular component: nucleus. Gene Ontology annotation, molecular function: DNA binding; zinc ion binding; DNA-binding transcription factor activity, RNA polymerase II-specific. Bases 35 to 2146 code for a protein of 703 amino acids.